Molecule: messenger RNA, 919 nt
Organism: Folsomia candida
Lineage: Eukaryota; Metazoa; Arthropoda; Collembola; Entomobryomorpha; Isotomidae
Gene: EMC4
Product: ER membrane protein complex subunit 4
Exons: 4
Coding region: 125-664 (179 amino acids)
Biological process (GO): protein folding in endoplasmic reticulum
Cellular component (GO): EMC complex
Source: RefSeq, a predicted model, not a curated record
ACGUUGUACCUGGCCGCCCGGGAAGUUCUUCUUGAUGCAGUCACCAUCAAUCACUCCAAGUUAUAUAUUUUUUUGAAAAUUAAUUAGCUAAUCUUGUUUAAAUUGUGUAUAAGCCAAGUAGAAAAUGAGCGUCUCCACCACAAAAUCUUCUGGCCAACAAAAGAAGGGAUUGUUACGAUGGACGUUGGAAUUCAAUCCCCCACAGCAAAGAAAUCGCAACGACUCCCUUGCCUCCCCACCUGGUUUCAGUUCCAACGUUGCUCACCAUCAUACUGAAGUUUCGAGAGAUAUUGACCCGAAUCUGAUUGUCAAAAGGUCAUGGGACUUUGCAUUGGCUCCGAUUAAACAGGUCCCCAUGAACCUGUUUUUAAUGUACAUGGCUGGAAAUUCAAUCUCCAUCUUUCCAAUUAUGAUGGUGGGGAUGUUAUUUAUGCGUCCAAUUAAGGCCAUGCUCGGGAUCACAUCCGCCUUUAAAAUGAUCGAAGGGAGUCAUCACAUUGUUCAAAAGAUGGCUUACUGCUUCGGAAACUUGGUGAAUUUAGGCCUGGCGUUGUACAAAUGUCAGUCGAUGGGACUACUCCCCACCCACUCGUCAGAUUGGCUAGCGUUUGUCCAGCCGCAAGAAAGAAUUGAGUUUUAUGGCGGUGGGAUUAGCCUCAUUUAGAAUAAAAUUAGUUAGCUUAUGAUACAUAAUCUAUAAAAUUUUGAUAUACACACAUGAUUCAUUCAUUAUUUUAUAGGAAAUACUUGAUUGUGCUAUGCCAAAAAAAUCGUCAACACUGUUUCAGUCAAGAAUGUCAUUAUUAUUCGCUUGUUAGAAUUUAACUCUCGUUUUAUUACAUGUAAUAAGAAAAACAUGAAAAAUAUCUUUGUAACAGGUUCUGAAUUGAAAUGUUUAAAGUUUCCAUUUUUGAAUGAA